Messenger RNA from Tarenaya hassleriana, 1459 nucleotides. Its product is annotated as basic leucine zipper 19-like. Bases 436 to 1218 code for a protein of 260 amino acids. Lineage: Eukaryota; Viridiplantae; Streptophyta; Magnoliopsida; Brassicales; Cleomaceae. The transcript has 3 exons. Gene Ontology annotation, biological process: regulation of transcription by RNA polymerase II; DNA-templated transcription. The record is from RefSeq and is a predicted model, not a curated record. Gene Ontology annotation, molecular function: RNA polymerase II cis-regulatory region sequence-specific DNA binding; DNA-binding transcription factor activity, RNA polymerase II-specific.
AAAAAAAAAGCCCUGAUUCGGAAAAGUCUCUGGAAUCUCUCUGUAUGGAAAACCCUAAAGUCUCUUCUAUGUCCAUGUCUUUUCUUCGCCAUGGAAUCUCUGCCAUCUGUUAUUUGUCAACGCGUUUCUUUCAUCAAUGGCCUCGCCUCCCUGCUUCUAGUGUUUCCUUUUCGACUUUUCUCCUCCCUCCCUAUAAAGCUCUCGCCAUUUUCCCCGCUCGCUUCCCAGCAGCCGCCUCAAUUUUCAAUUUACGUUUUCCUGGAUCCGUACUCACGGCGAUGAUGGUUAUCAAUUGAUCCUCAAGCUUGCGAAUUUCGAAGUAUCGUCGGUUUGGGCAUAGUAUUUUUCCCGGAAAUUAUCAUCUGGGUGCUUGAUCUUUGUCGAAAAGCGAGGUCACAGUUUCAAACCCGUUAGGGUUGCAGCUGGGUUAUUGUUAUGGACGAGGGUGAGCUUGAUUUCUCCAACCAGGAACUGUUUUCGAGUCCGAACAUGGAGGGGAUACGGAUACCGCUAAGCAGCUGUUCCAUGGAUUCUUUCUUUGAUGAACUUCUGAAGGACCCUCAAACUUGUACUCACACUCACACCUGCAACCCUCCAGGCCCAGAGAAUACGCACUCUCACACAUGUUUCCAUGUCCACACCAAGUUUCUGCCAUUGCAGAGCGGGGAAAAGGUUUCUACCGAUGAUACAGCUGAGUCCUCCGAAAAGAGGAACAGAAACAGGCCAUCGGGUAAUCGAGAAGCGGUCAGGAAGUAUCGGGAGAAGAAGAGGGCUAGAGCUGCUUCAUUGGAGGAUGAGGUCAUCAAGCUUAGGGCCAUCAAUCAGCAGCUGUUGAAGAGAUUGCAAAGUCAGGCUGGUUUGGAAGCCGAGGUUGCGAGGCUCAAGUGUUUGCUCGUCGAUAUAAGAGGAAGAAUUGAAGGGGAGAUUGGGACAUUUCCUUAUCAGAAACCGAUGAACACAAAUUUUCCCUCCACACAUAUACCUAUCUCAUACAUUGUGAGCCCUUGUGAUCUGCAAUCUGAUGAUCAAGCUUAUUGCCCUCGUUCUAGGGUUGGGGAUGGUGCUUCGAUGAAUGGUCAAGGGCUAAGUGAUUGUUACUUUGACCAGUUGCAACGCUCGGCUAAUCAGAACUCGGGUACUAAAGAGCAUCCCGCGUGUGUGAAUACAUCUGACCCUGAUAAUCGAAAAGGUGGACCUUGUGCUGCCAAAGCAGGUUGAAGCAUCAUCUGAUUCUUGUCGUUGUCAUUUUGAAGUAGUUGAAUAAUGUGGCUGGGGCCAUAGUCCAGAAAUAAAUUUAGGAAAACGUCGCUGUUUCCUUUCCAUAUCUGACUGUGAAACCACACUUGUAACAGAAAUUGCCAGUUCGGAAUGUUAGCUAUUCGGUUCGGAAACGGUUUAUUCGGUAGUCUAAAAUUUGUACCAAAUUAGUAAUGUAUAUUAUUCAGUUCCGGUUUUCGUA